Lycium ferocissimum is the source of this 2256-nucleotide messenger RNA. RefSeq lists its product as uncharacterized. The transcript has 18 exons. Bases 148 to 1989 code for a protein of 613 amino acids. NCBI's taxonomy places the organism in Eukaryota, Viridiplantae, Streptophyta, Magnoliopsida, Solanales, Solanaceae. The record is from RefSeq and is a predicted model, not a curated record. Gene Ontology annotation, biological process: carbohydrate metabolic process. Gene Ontology annotation, cellular component: chloroplast stroma. Gene Ontology annotation, molecular function: phosphomannomutase activity.
UGCCUCAAUUCUUUUUUUAUAUAUAUAUAUUUUAUUCUAAUGGUAUAAAAAAAUAUAGUAGUAUACUCUUUGUUUCUCCGCCCAACACCCUCAUCCCUCAAUAUCGUAAUUUAAAAUCGAAAUCCUGCAUCUGUGUGUCCCCCAAAAAUGGCAGCAAUAUCAGGGAAGAUUGUCCAACAUUACCUGGUAGCAAAGUGCUGCCAGCAGGAUAGGAAAUUGAGCACAAAAUACCGACUGCACUAUUGUAACCUUAAUAGGCGCAAUUUGCUUCUCCCUGUAGGAGGGAAGUUGGCAUGGAAUAGCAACUCCACCAUGCAACUCGGCGCCUUAUCAAACUUUAAACGAGGAAUUGUUUAUUGCAAUGCUGCCUCAUCGUUCACUACAAUUCCAUCUGUUGAGAAAAACGACUUUCUUAAGCUUCAGAAUGGAAGUGAUAUACGUGGAGUAGCUGUUGAUGGAGUUGAGGGAGAACCUCUUACUCUCACAGAGCCAGUUACAGAAGCAAUAGCAGCAGGUUUUGCUGGUUGGUUGCUGGAAAAAAAGAGAUAUGAUUCUUCUAAAUGUUUAAGAGUCUCCAUCGGUCACGACUCACGAAUUUCUGCACAGAAGUUACGGGAUGCAGUUUCUCGAGGACUAACUAGAGCUGGAGUUGAAGUCAUCCAGUAUGGAUUGGCGUCCACACCAGCCAUGUUCAAUAGCACUCUUACAGUAAAUGAAGAAUUUUCCUGUCCAGUGGAUGGUUCCAUAAUGAUAACAGCAAGCCAUCUUCCCUACAACAGGAAUGGGUUCAAGUUCUUUACAAGUGCAGGAGGACUUGGAAAAUACGACAUCGAAGAUAUCUUGGAGCGAGCUGCUGAUAUAUACAAAAAUAUUGCAAAUAAUGAUUCUAAGGGGGCGGAAACAGCUGUUUCUCUAUCUGUGAAAAGUGUGGAUUACAUGUCUGUUUAUGCAUCUAAUCUUGUAGCAGCAGUCCGCAAAGCUGCAGGGAAUAUAGAAAAGCCACUGGAAGGGUUCCAUAUCGUUGUUGAUGCAGGUAAUGGAGCAGGCGGAUUCUUUGUGGGAAAGGUGCUUGAGCCUCUGGGUGCUAUUACUUCUGGCAGUCAGUUCUUGGAGCCAGAUGGUUUGUUUCCCAAUCAUAUACCUAAUCCAGAGGAUAAGACAGCCAUGAAAGCUAUCACCAAGGCAGUACUUGAUUACAGGGCUGAUCUGGGAAUCAUCUUUGAUACAGACGUUGACAGGUCUGCGGCUGUGGAUUCGCGCGGUCGUGAAUUUAACCGAAAUCGUUUGAUUGCUUUAAUGUCUGCAAUUAUUUUGGAGGAACAUCCUGGGACCACUAUUGUCACAGACAGUGUAACAUCAGACGGGCUGACAACAUUUAUUGGGAAGAAAUUAGGAGGGAAGCAUCACAGGUUCAAAAGAGGAUACAAGAAUGUAAUUGAUGAGGCUAUUCGUCUGAACUCAGUUGGCGAAGAAGCACAUUUGGCUAUUGAAACUAGUGGCCAUGGAGCUCUCAAGGAGAAUCAUUGGCUUGAUGAUGGUGCAUAUCUUAUGGUGAAGUUACUGAAUAAGCUUGCAUCAGCUAGAACAUCAGGACUAGGCGGCGGCAGCAAAGUCUUGACUGACAUGGUGGAGGGUCUCGAAGAACCAGCUGUUGCUGUUGAACUUAGACUAAAGAUUGAUCCGAAUCACUCAGAUCUUAAAGGAGGAUCCUUCCGUGAUUAUGGUGAAGCAGUGUUAAAGCAACUUGAGAAUACAGUGGACUCGGAUGCUAGGCUUCUGAAAGCACCCGUUAACUAUGAAGGGGUUAGAGUUUCUGGUUAUGGCGGGUGGUUCCUUCUAAGACUUUCACUACAUGACCCCGUUCUACCCCUUAAUAUUGAGGCACCAAGCAAUGAGGAUGCUGUAAAACUUGCUCAUGAUGUGCUUAAUGCCGUGAAAGAGUUCACCGCUCUUGAUACCUCCGCCUUAACUAAGUUUGUUGGAGUGUGAGCUGUUCUUGUGCGUUGAGUUUAUCUGUAGUCUAGACGAUCAUCAAAAGUUGGACUACUUGACCUCAGUGCUGCUGACAUGAUGGAUCUUUGAAAUUUUGGAACCUCUUGCAUAGAAAAGUAGUUGUUUUUUAACGAAUCAAGAGCUGUAUGUAAUAAAGUUACAUAAUCUGUCUGUACAGAGAAAAUUUUGAAUGAUAGCUACCAGGAGACAAUUGUGAUUACUUUGUUUACAGUAGUAGUUUUGGUGCAUCUUUUCCUUCAAGAA